This is a messenger RNA of Cryptomeria japonica (Japanese cedar), 336 nucleotides long. RefSeq names its product cytochrome P450 750A1-like. The coding region runs from base 1 to 336 and encodes 111 amino acids. NCBI's taxonomy places the organism in Eukaryota, Viridiplantae, Streptophyta, Pinopsida, Cupressales, Cupressaceae. Gene Ontology annotation, molecular function: iron ion binding; oxidoreductase activity, acting on paired donors, with incorporation or reduction of molecular oxygen; heme binding. The transcript is spliced from 2 exons. The record is from RefSeq and is a predicted model, not a curated record.
AUGGCUACAGAGGCGGCAGUUACAGCAGGAGCUCUCAAUAUCGGGGACUCUAUUCCAUUCUUAGACUGGCUGGACUUGCAAGGAGUGAAGCGACGAAUGAAAAAUGUACACAAUUCAUUCGACCAAGUGAUAAGGAGAAUAAUAGAGGAGCACCAACAGCCCAUGAGGAACAUGCAGGAGGAAGAUAAGCCCCAGUCUGAUACUAAGGACAUCAUUGACGUGCUCUUGGAAAUGGAGAGUCUCGAUGGAAGGGAAAUCACAGAGAAAAACAUUAAAGCUAUUGUUUUUGAUAUUUUCUUUGCUGGAAUUGAAACGACGUCUACUUCGUUAGAUUAG